CUCUCCACACACACGGCAUCAUCCAGGAAGAAACCCCGGAGCGAGAAGCAGUGACAGUCGGCGAAUGAACGACUCCUGCCGACCAUAAAGAAGCGUUUUCAGGAGUUUCCUUCUUCUUAUGCUGCUGUUCGGUCGGAGCCACAGUCACCAUGCUGAUUAAAGAGUUCCGGAUUGUCCUGCCCAUCUCGGUGGAGGAGUACCAAGUGGGGCAGCUGUACUCGGUAGCAGAGGCCAGUAAGAGUGAGACGGGUGGAGGAGAAGGUGUGGAGGUGCUGGUCAACGAGCCCUAUGAGAAGGAUGGAGAGAAGGGACAGUACACCCACAAGAUCUACCACCUGCAGAGUAAAGUACCGGGUGUGAUCCGUGUGCUCGCUCCCAAAGGUUCUCUCGAGGUUCACGAGAAGGCCUGGAACGCGUAUCCCUACUGUCGAACCAUCCUUACAAACGCCUACAUGAAAGACAAGUUCAUGAUUAAGAUCGAGACAUGGCACAAGCCGGAUAUGGGGGAUCAGGACAAUGUACAUGGACUUGAAAAGAAUGCGUGGAAAGACACUGAGGUUAUUCACAUUGACAUUGGGGAUAGAAAUUCUAUAAGUGCAAAGGACUACAACGCAGAUCUGGAUCCAGCCAUCUUUAAGUCAGAGAAGACCGGUAGAGGGCCUCUGACACCAGGCUGGCAGAACGAACUCGCCAACAACCCCAGCUGUCCACACAUGUGCGCGUAUAAGCUAGUGACCGUUGAAUUUAAGUGGACAGGACUACAGGGCAGGAUGGAAAGUUUCAUCCAAAGGGUGGAGAAGCGUUUGUUCAACCUCUUCCACAGACAACUGUUCUGCUGGAUCGACAAAUGGAUUGACCUGACGAUGGACGAUAUACGACGCAUGGAGGAGGAGACGAAGAAAGAGCUGGAUGAGAUGAGGCAGAACGAUGAAGUUAAAGGCACGUCAGCUGAGGAUUGAUGGAAACCGACCUGAUCAGGCUGAUACUGGAGGAGCUGACUUUACACUGAAAGCCCAGACUCCACUCCUGACUGACUGGAACUACAGCAGCUUGAUAGGCAUAAUCAAGAACACCACACUCACAUCCUAAUAAAAGGUUGCUCAUAUUAAGAGCUUAUUAUUGUAAAGUCAUGCACUACAUUUGAAAACGAUUACAGAUUUCUUUUUUUUUCUUUUUGUGGUAAGAAAGAUCAGUUUUGAAGAAGAAGUCUUCCUGUUUAUGCCCAUUCUGUCAUCUUAAAAUGUAAAACAAUAGGGUAAAGGUGUGGGUUGUCUCUGUAGCAACAUUACUGAUUACUGUCCUCAUGUCCUCAUUUACUGGCAGCCAUUGGUUUUGUUGCACUCCUUGAUUUUUUUUUGUUUUUUGAUUGAUCUAUUGUUUACUGACCAGAGCAAGGAACAUUUUCCUCCAGUCUUCUGUCUAAAUUUACAAAUCCUCCAGCGUUACUAAGAUUUUAAAACUUUUUUUUUUAAAACUUUCAAACUUCCCAUGGAAACAAUUUCCUAAUUUUGUAAAGUGUACUUUUUGCUCUGUUAUGUCACGUUUCCUUAAGCAUUUUGAUUCAUCAUGACGUGGUGACUGGAGGCGCUGCAGUGAAAAUAAACCUCAGUGAUUUACAACUAUGACAUUUACUAAUCUGACUGCUCCUGCUGCUGGUCUGGUGGUCAACUCAGCCUCACACAAUGAUUCCAGGUGCUUUUUAAAAAUGUAUACCUUUGGGUUGAGGUGUUGAGCGUACGUGUUAAUAAUAUAUAAAAGAACCUGAACAGAUUUCAAAAUGAUUGACACAUGAAGCGACUCUGUCUCGAUGACUGUUCAAAUAUUUGGUUGUUGUGAGUCUUGUCCUUUGAUUUUAAAGUCAUGGAUUACAUGAAUGUGUAGUUUAUUAAAGACGGUGUAUUUGUUCCUUG
Molecule: messenger RNA, 1910 nt
Organism: Mugil cephalus (flathead mullet)
Lineage: Eukaryota; Metazoa; Chordata; Actinopteri; Mugiliformes; Mugilidae
Product: phosphatidylinositol transfer protein alpha isoform-like
Exons: 12
Coding region: 150-959 (269 amino acids)
Biological process (GO): phospholipid transport
Cellular component (GO): cytoplasm
Molecular function (GO): phosphatidylinositol transfer activity; phosphatidylinositol binding; phosphatidylcholine binding
Source: RefSeq, a predicted model, not a curated record